AAUCGAAGGCGAGGCUUCACCUGCCUAUGUUAUACGGUGGAAGUGAGGCUGCUCGUAUCUUCAGACGGAAAUACAGUGCAGUUAUUCAUGACGGCGUGGCUGACGUGAAAACUUGCUAGUGCAAACCGGAGAAUAACGGCGUUAAAAGGUACUUCCGCUCCGCUGUGUUCAUAACGAUGCAGUUCAUGCUUCUGUUCAGUCGUCAAGGCAAGCUCCGGCUGCAGAAAUGGUACGUGCCUCUGUCUGACAAAGAGAAAAAGAAGAUCACCAGAGAGCUGGUGCAGACCGUCCUGGCCCGGAAGCCUAAAAUGUGCAGCUUUCUGGAGUGGAGGGAUCUAAAGAUUGUUUAUAAGAGAUAUGCCAGCCUGUAUUUCUGCUGUGCCAUAGAGGACCAGGACAAUGAGCUCAUCACUCUGGAAAUCAUCCACAGAUACGUGGAGCUGCUGGAUAAAUACUUUGGGAGUGUUUGUGAGCUUGACAUUAUUUUCAACUUUGAGAAGGCCUACUUCAUUCUGGAUGAGUUUUUGCUGGGCGGUGAGGCUCAGGAAACGUCCAAGAAGAACGUUCUGAAGGCCAUCGAGCAGGCGGACCUGCUGCAGGAGAAUAUAGACUUUCAGAUGCGUCUGUUUGCAGGUGUGAUGGUCCCAAAUAUGGCAUCAGAAGCCUCUGGUCUUUUCCAAAAUUAGGCCAGCUAAGCCCCGUCAUGAGUACUUUAAUGUGCCUGUGUACUGAUUGGCUACCAUCUGCUGCUGCUGCCGCUGCUGUCCGCCCUGCAUGCUGCGCUUCUCAGUGCCUGGCACCUUUCUUUCUGGCCUCUGAGCACCUGACAUUAUGUUCGGGGGUGUAUCGUCGGCCCCACUUUUAAUUCCACCUGAAACAUGACAGCCGGCCUAAAGUGUUGUCCAGGAAGUAAACCAAUACUAAAGUUCAGUGGUGGAUUUUUUAAAAUUAUUUUUAAAAACUGCUCCUCUGGAACAAGAAAACGUCACUUUUAAAUCGAGCUAAUAUAUUCAUGUAGCCAUUAUAAUUGUUUAUUUGAUGCAUUAUUGCAUGUCUGUCAACGGUCUGCUAAAUUUUGUAUCAUUUUUUUUCUUUCUAUAUGUGGCAUAUUUGUGUAUUUUCUUGCUGUAAAGAACAAAGUUUCCAUCUUGUGUCCUCAUGAUCCAUUGUGUUUCUUUUUAUGAAGCUCAAUUUCCUCUUAUUAGACAUUCUUGCUCCGUCUUUUUCUUUUUGAGAAGCUCUGACUGAAAAUUUAAGUGAAAUUCCUGGUUAAUUGACUGUCGACAUUCUUGGAACAAGAAGACGGGUUUCAAACUCAUUGGUUUUUGGUUAAAUAGGAGAAUAGCUUGUUCUGCCCGCCUGCGCAGCUCCCCGUCACUCUGUGGGGAAACACUGCCCCCUGGUGGAGAUUCGGCGGCACAGCCAUGCAGGCAGUUUCACUCUGGUCUUUGUUCGGACCGGAGUGUUUGCACUUAUAGAAAAAAUAUUUUAAAAAUUAAUAGAUAACACCUCUCUGUGUAUAGUCACGCUAACUCUGAAGCUACUUAAACACAGACUGGGGGUUAGUGUUAGUUAUUUUACUCACAUAUGGAGUGUUUUUUAUUUAUAUUUUUUUCUUGGUGUUUUUGUCAGAUUUUAAUUCAUGUUAAAAUCCGUAUGAAUCUUUCUGUCAUGCCACGAUGACUAGAAGUUGUGCAACAUUGAAAUAAGUCUGAGACAAUAGCAAAGACUAGCAAUAAUCUACAUUUUGUUUGACAUUACUCUAUUUUCUUAUUUUAAAAUAAAAUUUUAAAACGAUGUAUUUUAAAAACGUAUUAGAUAUGAAUACAUGUGUAGUUUCCACUCUCAAGGUAAGUGUUCAUAGAUGAAUUAUAUUAAAAUUGAUUUUGCACUAAAUACAAAUUGUGUGGAUAAAUCAAGAACCACUUAUUCUCAACAAAAAUGUGACCCAACAAAUAUAAAAAUCAUAAUAGGACCACUCUGAUGAGUUGAGUGAUGGAAUAAUUGAUUUUAAAAACAUGUAUAAUAAAUCAUACAUUUAUGACCAUCAAGCGAGUUUUUUCUUUUUUCUGUUAAUGUUCAAUUUAAAAUUUCUGUGAUGCCACCUUGCUCAUUUCUUAAACACUCAGGCAGACGUUUGGAAACAUAGUCAUGUUUUUUUGUUGAGUGUUGGAAAGAAACUCAGUUGUGCCAAACAUUGUGCAAAAUAUCCAUACCACUUAAACUUUUUAAAAUAUUUUACGAGAUUUUUUAUUUGUACUUUAUGUGAAAGACCAACUUAAACUUUGACUGGUCCAUUCCAACAAGAAGAUGUUGACUCCAUACCCACAGAGCCACAUGUAUCUCUUUACAUCAUCCACUGAGGGGCUAUGUAAUAUUUGUAUCAAAAUAAAACGCAUAUUGUAUGUAACACAUACAAAGCAGCAUCAGAAAAACACCAGGAUUGGCCUUAGGAAUACUUUCUGUAAAAAUGUAAUUAUUUUUUUCUCUUUUGGUUGCAAAGUAUGCAUCUUUUCAAAAAGAAUUAUUAUCAAUUGAAAACGUUUGUGUGUUUUUGUGCAAAAAUAGUUUAAUAACUUUAUGUUAAAACCUAAAAAAAUAAAAGUGCCUUUCUUUCAUUUAAAAAUCAAAAAACUUUUUUUUUUUGAUAAGCCAAGCUAAAUAAGCUUCUUGGUUUCAUGUAGUUUUUAAACAAAGUUUGUUCAGCUGGACCAAAGUCCAAAUCGUCUGUCUGGGCUGUAACGUUAUCUGACGCCUGGUCUGUUGCAUAAAAUCCAAAAUAAAAUAUACUGAAGUUUAUUCUAGACUGAUGCAAUAUGGAAAAGAUUUAGGAGACAUAAAUAUAUAACAUGCUGUAAGAAAAUGCAUUUAGAAAUAUUCUUGUGUAACAUACGUCUCUGUGGCGUAGUUCCAGAGUUUGAGCUUUCUUCUCUCAAACUAUCAUUUUUACAGAUGUAUCCCAGUUGAAAUGUCAGAUCCUCUUUCUGUGUGAAGUCAAUUUUCCGUCUCACUGCUCUGAUGAAAUUCCUCUCUUUACCUUUAUGCUGAACGCUGGCUUAGGACGCCAAAGAUGCAGAGACCCCUCGCAGCGUGCUGGAGGAAAUUGGACUCACAUAAACAUUUUCUCUGUCAUCAUCCUCCUCCUUCUCAUCAUCAUCAUCCUCAUGCUUUGGGCUCAGAUCCCUGUCCUAUGCUGGCUACUGUUCUUCAUCGACCCGAUGACUCUAAUUCACCCUCCAGCUAAAGCAAUCACAUUCUCUAGCAGUUUAUGCUUUCUUUUUAUUUUUUUCUUCUCAGUGUUUCCAGUGCGCAGUGUGAUAAUAUAUGAAAAGAAAACAGCAAUUUAUUAUGCUUUUUAUGUUUUGCUCUCAAAUAAGGGAAUAGAUUGUGUCACGUUAUAUAAAGGGAAGUCUGAAGUAUUACGUUAGAACCAAAGAGUAAGGUCUCGUCGUUUGGAGGUUCUCAAUAGCCAAACAUGUUUUAAACUGAAUAUGUGUGUGGAUUAAAACACACUCACUGUGAUCACUCAACAACGCAUCGCUGUUCAGUCGGGAACAAACGCUGUAAUAUCUUUGUUUACAAGCUCACGCUGCUCUGAUCGGUCAAACUUUGGCUUUACAAAAAUAGCAGAUUUACAGUCGAAUGCCUUAAACAACUGACUAGUAUUUUUUUUACUUUUAUUUAUUUAAUUUUUUUAUGGCAACAAUGUAGCAGGUAAAUUCGCCGGAUUGGUUUUACUUGAUGUAAAAGUGCAAGAAUCAAGCAGACUGUUUUUCAUUUCCAUGUUUACAACUGUGUGGACUAAAAGUCAGAGACAUGCAGCAGCUGUUAACGCCGCCUGAAACAGGAACUAUCCAUCCAUGCGUAGUUUAUACCCACUUGUUCUUCUUGGGGCUGGUGUCUAACUUGAGACCCCCGGAUUAAUUUAGACAUCAUUUCCUGCCUCCCACCUAACAAAAACAUCGACAUGUUGCUGAACUAAAUGUGGCAGCCAGUUGCCAAAGCUGCUCUAACGUGGUUUUGUAAGACAGAUCAGGAUGUCAUCAAAGACUUUAGUAACUCAAUUCAAAAGUGAAGCUUGUGAUUUAUGUAGGUUCUUUAGACACUUAGCGACAUUUAGUUUUGACAGUGACAACUAAACGCUAACAAAAACGCCAAACUGAAGCAAAUCUUCAUUAUUUCAAUGAAUUGAAAGACAAAAAUAUGGUUGAGAAAGGCAAACAAGCAGCUGAGUGAAGUUGUUCCCCCCUCCACCUUCAAAUUAAACAAACGUUUGUGCAGAAACAAAUUUUUGUUUGUGCGACGACCGUUUUGAAGACAUUGAUAAAUGUUUCUAGAGGUCAUGGAAGGUCAAACAGAUCGCCACUUUCCCACUCCCCCUCAACAUUUACCAAAUCAAACAAAAAUAACUUUUGAGUAAUAUACGCAAAACAAACUUUUUUUAUUUCUAAUUCUGCAGCAUUCUAAAACAUUUUGGACAAUUUGAGGGAACAGUUUGUGGAUGGUCAUCUGAUGUUCAAAUGUGCCUGCAAAAUACGGCAUAAUCAAAGUCCACAAACACACGGAGGACUGAGUUUGUUGAGGGAAAGCUCGACUGGUCUGCUCAGAGCCUCAACCUCAAACUGGAUGGACACUUUUCUGAUCCAUCAGAACAGAGUCCGUGAGUCAGGCCUUUUUGCCCAACAUCAGUGUCCGACCUCACAAAUAAGACCAUUGGGGAAAUAGUGAAUUCCUCCUGAACUCAAAGCUCUCCUACAAAUAUUCACAGGUGGUACAGCUUCUAUCAUGUCUGAUGCCGAACGAGUGGAUACUUUUGGCAGUUUAAUGAAAUAUUUUUCACUUCUGAACUGAAUUACUGAAAUUAUGAUGUCAGAGAUGUUCCUGUUUGCUAAGUUGCACCUGUAAGCAGCAGCGUCCAAAAAAGCAGAAUUGUUUACUGCCCGUACUUUCUAAACGAAGAGAAGUCUCACCGUAGGACUAAACGAUGACGCACUGUGGAGCAUGUAAACUACCUACUGACUGUGAUCAUAAAAAUAAUUAAAAAAAAAAAAACCUUCAGUGGUGAAACUUUCUGUUUAUAAGAAGCAAUAGAAACAUAAACCUUUGGUGUUUUUAUGCAUUGAAACAGUCAUUUUUAACCGUUUGAUCUGAAAAGAAAAAGAAGCUGCACACAUAAAAUGCCUUGGACGCAGGACUGUACAAAUUCCUUGUUGUAAAUGUGCAUUCUUGAGUGUGUCUUAUUGUGAUUUACAUGCUGAUAAAGUCCAAAUUGUGCUGUUUACAUCUUUUCUAUACCUCCUGAUGAGCGGUUUCUUGUCUAAAGAGUUUGUGUGACAUAGAAUCUGUGGCACUUUGUGUUGUGUUUACAGUGAAAUAAAAGCUGUUCAUUACCAGA
Molecule: messenger RNA, 5395 nt
Organism: Poeciliopsis prolifica (blackstripe livebearer)
Lineage: Eukaryota; Metazoa; Chordata; Actinopteri; Cyprinodontiformes; Poeciliidae
Product: AP-1 complex subunit sigma-2
Exons: 9
Coding region: 177-686 (169 amino acids)
Biological process (GO): vesicle-mediated transport; intracellular protein transport
Cellular component (GO): AP-1 adaptor complex; membrane coat; intracellular membrane-bounded organelle
Molecular function (GO): clathrin-cargo adaptor activity
Source: RefSeq, a predicted model, not a curated record